AUAAUCACAACACAAUACAAAACGAAACAAGAAAAGAAGAAAGAACCAUCACAACACAAGUCAAAUUGAGUCAAACAACAUUCUGUCAAAAUGUCGCUCAAUGCAAAAUUUCAAUUGAAUAGCAAUGAAAAUAAUAAAAAGAACGAUAAAUCACUCAAACCAUUAUUUCCUAAGCGAGAAGAAUGUUCACACGUGUCUUGUUAUUGUGAAGAAAAUGUCUGGAAACUGUGUCAGGAUGCCUCUAUAAGGAUUCCCGAGGAACUGGAUAGGUGCUAUGUGGUUUUCAUAUCGAAUCCUUGCCGUACAGUGCCUCUGUGGAAACAAAGGGCUGGGCGUGAGGAAGAUCGUCUAGUCAUUUGGGACUAUCAUGUGAUAUUUCUCUACUCUUGGGAUUGCAAGACAUGCCUUGUCUAUGACUUGGACUCUGAAUUGCCUUUUCCCACUUUCUUCCAUAAAUAUGUCACAGAAACAUUUCGUACGGACCAAGUGUUAAAAUCUGAUUUUCACAGAUUUUUUCGUGUUGUGCCUGCUAAGCAAUUUCUGCAGCAUUUUGCUUCAGAUCGUCGUCAUAUGAAACGGCCUGAUGGCACAUGGAUCAAACCACCUCCUUCAUAUCCUGCCAUUUGUACUUCAACUACAAUUCACAACCUAGAUGAAUACAUCAACAUGGACUUUGGGACGGGCCCAGGCCAGGUGUUCAAUCUAACCGACUUUGUACAACGGUUCUACAAAAUAAAUAAGUAGUACAAAUAAGUUAAGUUAGCUAGUCAAAUAUUAUUUUAACAUCACAAAUCUAUCGGUUUAUGGUUUUUAAUGAUUAUGUUUUAAUAAUCCUUGUUAUUUUAUAUUAGUUAUGUGAUUAUUUUAUUUGUUUAUUAUCUCACAGUUUUAUCUAUCUUAGAAUUUUUAAUUACCUUCACUUUUAAUAUGUUAAAAAUAAAAAAAAGACAAUCUCUUCCCACCUAAUAUCUCAAUUUCUCAAUUAUUCCAAAGCACAGUGAUUCUUAUCUUUGCAAUUACAGUCACGAUUGGUUUAGCACAGAAUUUGCAAAUUUUCACUAUGAUAUAUUGAACCUAUUUCUGUGCAGAAACAAUCAAGAUAUUAUUUUAAUGACAUUAAAUAGUGAUUUAUAUCAUUUACUAAUUACGAAAUCAUUACUGCAUAGAAAUGUUCAAUUGUCAUUGUCUCUAAUCCUUUAAGAUAAUAACAAUAAGUAUGUAUAACGUUAAAAUCAUAUAAAUAUGUACUUUCCCUUCUAAAUUUAGCUAAUGGCCAGUUUUAGAUAGUUGAAUGUCUAUGAAUAAGUAUUAAGACGAGGCAAGUGCUUAAAAUUCAAUUUUAUACGAUCUCUUGUGUAGUUUGUACCAUUUUCAAUAACCUCAAUUUGUUUCGUCAUUUUUUGUGACAGAAAUAUUAAAUAAGUACUAAUGUACCAUUUGUCUCACUUUGAGAAGUUCCUUGUUUAAGAUUUAUAUGUAUGUUGUCUUGAAUGAUUCAAUUAAUAUUUAAGUAAUAUUAUUAUAGAUGAAAUGAUCGCGAGGUAGCUUUUGUAUGUUGUUAAAUCUAUUUCAUAAUUUUGUAACAACUUUUAUACACUCUUUUUAACCUUCCCUAGCACCCUUAGUAGAUUUAUACAAUAAUGGUUUAGAUAUUAUAAAAGCAUGUUUGGGCUUAUGACAAAUAAGACAAGAAGUUAAUAUUGAUAGUCUUAAGAUUUCUUGUUAAUUUAAUAGGUAUUGUUAAUUUGGUCUAAUUUAUUGUUAACCUCAGAGCUCAUUAUGUUCUGAAACUAUCAAAAAGUAAAUCAAUAGGCUAAUUACUUACAUGCUCGCCAGGAGUGGCAUUGAAUGCAACAACCAACAUAAUUGUUGUUCACACAAGUCACGUAAUAUUAACGUUUAUUUAAAAAUGUUGCGAAAAUAGCUUGGUUACUAAGAAUACCUUUACUAAAGUUAAUAAGAGUUAAGUAAUCGUUAUUUAAUUUUUUUAUUAUAUUUCAAAGUUUUAUUAACUAUGAAUAACAUACAUAAAUUCCUCAAUAUAAGGUACCUACAUAGCUUCAUAGCACAAACAGCAAUUUGUUACACAUGUGAAUGUUGAUGUUUUUACAAUUUUAUUCAACACAUGAAGCAAUGUAACUAUGUGUAUGUGAAAUAUAAUUUAUUCAAGAACAUAUGUAUAUCAUAUUCUAUAAUUUACAGGGUUUUAUUUGUAUAAGAAAUAAAUAUCUAGUCAUUCUUUUGAACAUGUAAUGUCACAUUUGAUUGAACAUAAUAAGUUCCACCGGAUUUUGCGAUGAGUCACUAUGCUGUAAUGAACUAGUCAAUAAUACUUCUAAGUAAACUAUUAUCUUAUAGCACUAUUGAGGCGUAGCUGGAUAUUAUUUGGGACCAAAUGUAAGAGUAUGUGAUAGAUCCCGGUGUAUGGAAGUUCUGUGGGGGUGUCUUAACGUCCCAUUGGUUACGCCUUUCUACUAUAUUCACUAUACUAUUAUUAGCUCGUGGUUGGGAAACUAUUCCAUGCUGCAUACAAUUAUGUUCGUUAGUUUGUACAUCAAGGUUAAAGUGACAUGAACGUAGAAUUUUCUAGGGUUCUAUUACCUAUACAGACUUAACGCAUUUUCUAACGUAAACAAUAUUGUGCAGCUUGGGUAGUAGGUAUCAUCGCUCAUGCGUAAAAAGUCUCUUUCGCAAAAUGCCCCAUGGCGUAAAGUGUCUCUUUCGAAUAAUGUAGCGUCAGGGACUUAAUAUAUAAAUAACAACUGUCAAAACAAAAUCAUUAAUUCGACUUAAGUUAUUUUAAUAGUGAGGAUCGAGAGAGAGGUGAGACGUUUUACGAAAAAAGAGACAAUCUGCGAAAGAGGACACAUAUCUAUUUACGACCAGGGGACAUUCUACGAGAGGUUUGUUGCGUAUGAACCGUAUCAUCGAUGCUAGCGCGGCUUUGUGAAGAUGAUAGGCAGUCAUUUGUUCAUAUUAUCGCUGCUUCGUCUCAAUCACGAGAACUUUCAUUAGAUUCAAUCUCUACGCCUUUGAAGUUCGAUAUUUUGACCGACAACUAAGAGUGAUAACAUAAUUAUGCUUGCGCUUUCAAUGUACCAAGUUCAUAAUUUACGGAUUAUCAAACUAAAAAAUAAAAACACCACACACA
Messenger RNA from Amyelois transitella, 3151 nucleotides. RefSeq names its product protein N-terminal glutamine amidohydrolase (gene tun). The transcript has 5 exons. Gene Ontology annotation, cellular component: nucleus; cytosol. Lineage: Eukaryota; Metazoa; Arthropoda; Insecta; Lepidoptera; Pyralidae. Gene Ontology annotation, molecular function: protein-N-terminal asparagine amidohydrolase activity; protein-N-terminal glutamine amidohydrolase activity. The coding region runs from base 91 to 744 and encodes 217 amino acids. The record is from RefSeq and is a predicted model, not a curated record.